This is a messenger RNA of Wallemia ichthyophaga EXF-994, 1515 nucleotides long. RefSeq names its product Aldehyde dehydrogenase. Lineage: Eukaryota; Fungi; Basidiomycota; Wallemiomycetes; Wallemiales; Wallemiaceae. The record is from RefSeq and is a predicted model, not a curated record. The transcript has 2 exons. Bases 1 to 1515 code for a protein of 504 amino acids. Gene Ontology annotation, molecular function: aldehyde dehydrogenase (NAD+) activity.
AUGGCGUCACCGAAAUUAUACACAACGAUCCACGCGCUUAAGACAAAGAUCGAGGUGCCGCUGGGGCUGUUUAUCGACGGGGAGUUCAGGCGGGGAGGCGGUGCAGCCUUCCACACGAUAAACCCCGAGAACGAGCAGCCAGUGGUCGCAGAUACCGUGCAAGCCGCGAGCAAGGCUGAUGUCGAUGCCGCAGUGAGCGCAGCCCGCCUAGCAUACAACACGACAUGGGGGCAGACAGUGGAAGGGAGUGAGCGAUCGCGGCUAAUGCGCAAGCUGGCCGACCUGAUAGACCGUGAUACAUGCCUACUCGCUGCGGUGGAAGCACUCGACGGCGGCAAGACGGUUACGUGGUGUGAGGGCGAUAUCGCCGACGCGUCUGCCUGUUUGCGCUACUAUGCCGGUUGGGCUGACAAGAUACACGGGCAGACACUCGAAGGACAUGCGCCUACGAAGAUGUCCUUCACCCUCCACGAGCCCGUCGGCGUCGUGGGGCAGAUCGUACCGUUCAACUACCCGCUCAUGAUGGCAGGCUGGGCGAUUGCGCCUGCGCUAGCAGUUGGCUGCUCUGUCGUAUUCAAGCCGGCUGAGGCGACGCCGCUGUCCACGCUCCUCCUUGCGCAGCUGGUGCAUGAGGCCGGCUUCCCAAAGGGUGUGUUCAACGUCGUCAACGGUAGCGGGCGCGAGACAGGCGCGGCGAUUGCAGAGCACCCCGAUAUCGACAAGGUAUCUUUCACCGGUUCCACAGCUACUGGCCGCGGCAUUGCCGUUGCUGCAGCGCGCUCCAAUCUCAAGAAAGUGAGCUUGGAACUUGGCGGAAAAUCUCCCAGUCUCGUCUUUCCCUCUGCGGACAUAGACGAGGCCGUCAAAUGGAGUGCGUUUGGCGUGUUUGAAAACGCUGGACAAAGCUGCUCCGCCGGCACGCGUCUUCUCGUGCACGAAAGCGUAUAUGAGCAGUUCGUAAACAAGCUAGCACAUGCGGCUGACGCGAUAAAACUCGGCAGCGUACUCGAUCGGUCCACGCAACAGGGACCACAGAUCCACCGCGCACAGUUCGAAAAGGUCAUGCAGUAUAUAGAUAUUGGUAAGGCAGAAGGUGCGCGCGUGGUUGCAGGUGGUACGCGUUACGGUGAUACUGGCCUCUUUAUCCGCCCGACCGUCUUUGCGGACGUACAUAACGGCAUGCGUAUCGCGCAGGAGGAGAUAUUCGGACCCGUCGUUGUCGUGAUUCCCUUCAAAAACGAAGACGAGGCGGUGGAAAUGGCGAAUGAUACCUCUUACGGCCUCGCUGCGGCUAUACACAGCAAGCAGGCAGAUGAGGUGGGAAGGGUGAUGCACCAUCUCAAGGCGGGAACGGUUUGGGUUAAUCAGUACACCAUGCUCUCGCAUAACACGCCUUUUGGUGGUUAUAAGCAGAGUGGGUGGGGCAGACAACUCGGCAGCUACGGACUCGACGCGUACAUGAAUGUGAAGGGCGUUAGCUGGAACUACGGCCCUGAGGCGGCGCCCAAGUUAUGA